Monomorium pharaonis (pharaoh ant) is the source of this 2362-nucleotide messenger RNA. RefSeq names its product putative gustatory receptor 28a. The transcript is spliced from 3 exons. Bases 1134 to 2324 code for a protein of 396 amino acids. NCBI's taxonomy places the organism in Eukaryota, Metazoa, Arthropoda, Insecta, Hymenoptera, Formicidae. Gene Ontology annotation, cellular component: membrane; neuronal cell body; axon. The record is from RefSeq and is a predicted model, not a curated record. Gene Ontology annotation, biological process: sensory perception of taste.
UUAUAAUUAUUUUACUAUGCAAUUAUAGUCGUAAAUAUUAUAUAUUUUUCUAUCAGUGUGGUAUAUAAUGCGAUAAACACUUAAAAAAGAUGUAUACAGCUUUUAAUUCAUAAAAAUAUCUUAAAUAUCAAAUAUUUUAGUUAUUUUUACAUUAAAAUUAUAUUAACCAAUGCAGUUGAUACAAAUAUUAUAAAAUCAGAAAUAUGAUAUAUUCAAAAUACGUGUUGCUUCUGUCCAGUGCUUGCAUUUCUUUUGUAUUGUAUGAUUGACAUUGUUAAAAAAAUAUAAAUAAUAACAAUUUUUUUUUUUUAAUUAAAACUUUUAUAUUUUUUAUGACAACACAGCUCUAUACAAGAUCUUAGUGAAAGAUACACAUUUAAAUUUCAUUCAUCAAUGAUAAUGUGACUAAAUUUUCCGAAGCACAUAACGUGUCUCUCAAACGAUAAUAGAGUUCAUCAUAUCAUAUUUUAAUACAUUUAUAUGAAUAAUUUAUAAUUAUACGCUCGCAUGAUUCUCUAUUUAAGUUUAUCCAUAUUAAGUUUGAAGAUAAUUACCAAUGCUAACAUACUUUUGAUUCAGCUAAAAAUUAUUGAAUUGUUUUUCAAUAAGAAUUAUGAUAAUACAUAGAAUAUUCUUAAACAUCCUGUAUGCACAAAAAAUAUGUAAUACAGAAUCGGAUAAUCAUUAAUGCUUAAGAAUUAUUAAUUCUAAUAUAUAGAUAGUAUAAUGUCUCCUGUUUUGAAUAUGUCCACAAUAAUUGAUGUAUAGUCGGUACGCAAAAAAAUAUAAUUUCUUUAUGCAGUUCACUUCGCGAGUGACAAGUACAGAUCGAAGAGCGCCAUGGUUACUACAUGACUAACAUAUGAUCUCUAAGGCAUUCCUCGCUAUACUUGCAACAGCUACUCGCAGUUUUCAAGUUAAAUGUGUCAGAUAUAAAUCGAAAAAAAAAAGGAAUAACAGUUAUAAACAGAGUUUUCGGAAUUACGUUCAUAAAAUUUAAUGUAGUGUAUUGAUAAGGUAAUAAAUAAUUUUUAGAGACUGUGCAUAUUUAAAUUGUUCUUCUUCCGCAAAAUUUCGCUCUGAUCGCAGACUUAGUUUCAUCACUAAAAUUCCAGAAACAAGCCAAAAGCAAUAUGCGAAAAGGAUGUCGGCUCUUCUACGCUACGGACUUUCAAUCUUUGAUGUAUCCUUGCUUCACCUUCUGCCGUAUUCUAGGAAUAUUUCCGUACAGAAUCAACAAUUCGACUUUUGAGGCUUCAAAAUUAUGUUAUAUUCUGUCGACCAUUGUAUUCUGCGUUUUCUGUAUCUGCGGAAUAAUUACUAUUUAUCAGUUGGAUGUUUCUGGAACAAUACACCCCUUAACCGUACCUAGAUCUCUCGAACGUCACAGUUUUUUUGUGCUCAGUACUUUUGUAGUGAUUGUCACGUAUGUCUUGAGGGGUCCGCGACUGCUCUUACUGCAGACCGUAUUAGAAAUCUCAUCAAAAUUGCCAUUAGAAUCGUAUAAAAAGUUGUCCAAGUUAAUUCACGUCAAGGAUAUUUUCGGUUUUCUUUUCCUUGUCGGCAUGGGAUUGAUAUGCUGCAUUAUGAUGCCUCUCAAUUUAAUCUUAUCAACAAUAUAUUUAACAUAUACCGGCAUGUUGCUAUUUCAAAUGGACAUGUUGUAUAUAAAUUGUGUUUGUGUAUUAAAAAUUUGUUUCAAAAAAAUUAACAACAAUUUAGUAAAGGUGCAAGAACUCGUAAUAAAUGACAAGCCGCAUCUACUCAGGCGAACAUACCACGAACAAAAAAACCCAUUCUUGCUGAUGAAACUUAAAGCCUUGAAGAAGCAACAUCUGAUGGUUAGUGACACAGUGCAGAUGCUGAAUACAAUUUUCAGUUUGCAGCUCGUCGCUACCAUAGUCUUAAGUUUCGCUGAGAUUACUUUCAAUCUGUACUUUUACAUAGUCUUAAUCAUGUCGAAAGAGAAACAAGAGUUAUGGAAUUGGGUGUUCAUCAUGUGCAUUGUAUAUUAUACUAUAAAAAUAGUGUUGAUAGUGUGGGCUUGCGAUAGCGGUAAAGAUCAAGCUGCUAAGAUUGGCAUCACAGUUCACGAUUUGCUUAAUAGUACCAACGAUAAGCAAAUCAAAGACGAGUUGGAACUAUUUUCUAUGCAAAUACUGCACCGAGAAAAUGUGUUUGCCGCAAAAGGUCUCACUAUAGAUGCGAUGCUUCUCACUGCGAUGGUAGGCAGCAUCACUACAUACCUGUUAAUCUUAAUACAAUUCUUGGUUACAUCCCAUUCUUGCGAUAAAAAAGCUAUUAGUAUUUAUGAAAUAGCUUAAUAAGUAGAAAUAUGUAAAAAUUAUUAAUAAAAAAGUUA